AUGAAUAUCUAUCUGAACAAUACUAGCUAUGUCUCCUGCCUUUUCAGCAUCAUAUGUGAUUCACUAUUAUUUGUGACAAGAUUCAUAUCAACUCUGCGUCAUCAUGGCAAAGAUUUCUUUGGAUCAAAGUACAACCAGACUGAGCAUGUGGUAUCCCAUCUAGAUUUUUUUGGCUUGGAACACAUCUACUUUGCCCAUACCAGUGCUGAAACUGAGCGAGCUGAACCAGACUCCCGUAUUCAACUAUGUCUCCAUCUGGUUAAUGAGAAAACACCCUGCAAGCAAAUCGACGCGGACGAAGCAGAUGGUUUCCCAGAUACUGAACUACAGCGAAGAAACCUCAUCAUCCCACCAACUAGGAUAACGACCAAAGAUCACCCACACGGCCAUCACCCCACUAUCACUGGUAUACUCCUACCACCGCCGAGGAAAACGUCCACUCAAAAACCUACCACCAGCGCAAGUUCUAGUUCUAGCACCUCCACACUGGAUGCUACCUUAUCCACAAUAUCUAGCACCACAGUAUCAGCAGAAACCAGUACAACCCCUUCUUCACACCCAGAACCGGACCCUUCAGGUAUCUCCGGAGCAAAAGCGGGAAUAGGAAUUGGUGUAUUUGCGAUUCUCUUGAUUAUCUGUUUCAUACUACGACCCUUCAUACUACGAUACAAGCACAGACACAAGCGCGAUGUGGAGAAUACACAGGAGCCAUUACAGCUGAAGCCAACUGCGUCUGGACCACUAGUCAUGAAGAAAUAUGGAAAUGAAAUUAAUGAACUUGAUGGUCGGGUGGCUACGAGUCCGCCUGGACCUCUGCAAGAGGAGAUAUUUGAAUUGAGUGGGGAAUUCGCUGUGCCGCUGUUCAAAGAAAUGGAUCCAUCUGUGAAACUAGGGACAGGGAAUACGGGGUAA
Messenger RNA from Aspergillus tanneri, 912 nucleotides. RefSeq lists its product as uncharacterized. The record is from RefSeq and is a predicted model, not a curated record. The transcript is spliced from 3 exons. Bases 1 to 912 code for a protein of 303 amino acids. Lineage: Eukaryota; Fungi; Ascomycota; Eurotiomycetes; Eurotiales; Aspergillaceae.